UGACGUCACUUCCUGUCAGCUGUCUCUUCCGGAUGCUGGAAUAGGAAAACACUGCACGAUAUGGAUUAAUUAAGAUGACAACACGCGCUCUUUAACGUCCCGGGAGACGCCUGCACCGGCCGCAGUGGAGUUGCGGAGAGGAGAACAGACGACAGAGGCCGUGUGUCGGAGCCGUUUCUGGGGUCGAGCCUCCUCGUUUUUGACGGAGCCUCCGUGUUUGUGUCAUCCUGCUAGCUUAAGCCCGCACAGCGUUAGCCGCUCCACGCAGACAGAUAUCUCCUCUCAGUGAGCCGAUCGUCUGACCCGUCUGACAUAUCUGCGGAUUUCUGUUGCUCCCACUGUUUUAGUUUUGUUCCGUUUUUCCUCCAUGUUUGACUGGAAGCCUUAAACCUAAAAACUACUUUAAACCGUCCUCGACACGUUUCUUUUUAAAGUUAUUGGAUUUCUCUCUUAUCAAUAAGAGGACGAAAUGGGUGUCAUCUGGACUUCACUGGCCUCGAAGAAAACUCAGCAGAUCCUUUGUAAAUAAGAUUUCACUGUCAGUCUUUAUUCUGCUGACAGGACACUUAACCCGCGGCAAGUAGCAUCCCGUGUCUGGAUUUGGCUGAGGAAGACUGGAGGAUUUCUUGUUUUUGUGUUGUUUUUUUCAGCUAUAGUUGUACUUUAAGAGCCUAAGUUCAACAGCAAAGGAUGAAUGGCCUCUCUCUCAGUGAGCUCUGCUGCCUGUUCUGCUGCCCGCCGUGCCCGAGCCGUAUUGCAGCCAAGCUCGCCUUCCUGCCCCCGGAGCCCACCUACACUUUUCUGCCAGACCCGGAGGCAGGCUCAGUCGGACAAGGAGCAUCAGGAUCGUCAAGCCUGCGGUCACGGAGCGGUGCAUCAGUGUCCGGAAGCGGAGGGGCUGUGGAGGGAAGAUGGAAGCUUCACCUGACAGAGCGAGCGGAGUUUCAGUACUCCCAACGCGAGCUGGACAUGACAGAGGUGUUUCUUGCUCGAUCCAGUCGAGGCAACAGAGUCGGCUGCAUGUACAUUCGUUGUUCACCCAAUGCCAGAUUUACAGUACUUUUCUCACAUGGCAAUGCAGUUGACCUCGGCCAGAUGAGCAGUUUCUACAUUGGUCUUGGAACCCGGAUCAAUUGCAACAUCUUCUCUUACGACUACUCAGGCUAUGGCAUCAGCACUGGUAAACCCUCUGAGAAGAAUCUCUAUGCAGAUAUCGAUGCUGCCUGGCACGCCCUGCGUACACGCUAUGGCAUCAGCCCAGAGAACAUCAUCCUGUAUGGCCAGAGCAUCGGUACCGUUCCCACUGUCGACCUGGCGUCACGUUAUGAGUGUGCAGCCGUGGUUCUUCACUCACCUUUAACCUCUGGCAUGAGAGUGGCCUUUCCCGAAACAAAGAAAACCUACUGCUUUGACGCUUUUCCGAACAUUGAGAAAGUAUCCAAGAUCACUUCUCCGGUACUCAUCAUCCACGGGACAGAGGACGAGGUGAUCGACUUCUCCCAUGGCCUGGCCCUGUUCGAGCGCUGCCCGAAGGCCGUGGAGCCUCUGUGGGUGGAGGGAGCGGGACACAACGACAUUGAACUGUAUAGCCAGUAUCUGGAGCGCCUGCGCCGUUUCAUAGGACAGGAGCUGGCGGUGCAACACGCCUGACAGUCACCACCGCCGCCACCGCCAUCGUCAUAGCUACCGUUUCUCCUGGUCCACCUCCGGCCUUGUCUCUCCGCGAUGAAGAUGAUGCCGCGUUAUGGAGACUGUCACUCAGCAGAAGCCAGCCUCCCGGAGAGCUCAGUCUCAGCGCUCAGCUGGCCGACGGUGGAUCAAGACGAGGAGGAAGCUUGUGUUCGUAUUUGGAUGUGUGAGUGGUAAACAGCAUUUAGACUGUUGUCUUGUAGCAGGAACGUUACCAGCACAGCUGUUGUGUGUCACAUGGCAGAAAGUUGUGUUAAUAUUCGGUGCAAUAACAUGGACAGUGUCCACAGGUGAACGGCUUCUGUUGAUAUUCGAUGGUAAUGAGUCGGGCGAACAACAAAGUACAGCAUGUCCAUGUAGGUCAUCUACGUCGUGGUCGACGGUGGAAGAUCCUGUCGUUUUCGCAGCCUCAUACAAUUUGUGCAUAACUUUAAUUUCCUGCUAUUAACCAAAGUUUGAGGAGAAGCCUGGGAAGCACUUUUCAUUAGAGGGCUCUCCAGCUUCACAGUUCCGCUGGGAAAUGUUUUGGGUUUUUUUUGUAAUCACCUUUUGGAAUAGCAAAUUUGAGUUACCACUUCCAUAUUAGCGACACUUGUGCAAUCAGUGCAAUCCAGUGUAAGAUUAUAAAAAUGAUUGGCGUAUCAGGGGUAUUAUCUGACCCGAUUAGUUGUAGUUAUUGGUCGAUCGAUGCUGCAUUGGACUGCAUUAUUUUGGAAAGUGUUUUUAAUAUUGUGGUGGCAUCAGUGGGUGUUAGUCUUUAUUUUGAGUCUUUUGUUGUUACUGUAAUAAACCUUUUGCUCAGGUAAACCCUGUUUUAGCCUUUGCGGUGGUGUAGUCUCCACUUGUUUUAGGUGGAGUCAGAUGAGCUCGGCAUAUCCUUCAAACAACGAUGUCUAACGUCAUUCUGAUUCAGAGUGUUGGAGCUAUUGGAUUCUUUGAUUGUGUUUCUGAAACGGAGGUACAGACCGUAACCGAAAGCCUCACCAGUUCGAUAACACUCUACCCUGAUAGUGGCUUCGCUGUGGAGGAAAAGCUAAAAGUUCCAGAGCCUCAGAAGGAAACCACCUCCUGUUCCUUCAUUCAGUGGAAUGUCUGAGAGUCUGCUCGGCCCAUGUGUUUUGUUUUAAUUAUGUUUGUGUCUCACACCAGUAGGUCACAGCUGCCAGUGAAGUUCCUGUUUCCCUCAGAGUCUGGAACAGAGAAGCAACACUAAAACAGACCGUGGUGGUGCAUCUUCAGCGUGUUUUAUCCGCUCAUGUCUUCAUUGUAUCAAAUUAUGUUUUGACUCCCCUCUUCGUCGUACGUGUUCCUUUUCGAUGGGACAUGUUUGUUUGAAUGAAAACACAGUUAUGUGUUUCAUGAUCACCAGCAAAAUGAAAUAAAGCAGCCUAAAUAUUGUUAGGUUUAUUUUAUUUUUAAUAAUGGAUGCACCUCAGUAACAUAUACUAGAUUCACCAAAAUCAGAUUAGCACAGAUGUUUCUAACAAAUUACAGUCGCAUGAGCUCGAGGUGUUUCACAGCUUCACCAGCUUUUAUAAAGAGUCUGUUUAGGAGCAACUCUGAAACUAGAACAUUUAAAUUUAAAAGUUGGAUAUGUGAAGAGUGUUGACAUAAGUUUUUCCGUAAGACAUUAAAAUUACACUUUACUGCCACCCUGUGUAAGAGUCUCGUGAAAAACUUGACAUCAAUAGGUGUUUUGUACUUCCUUCCUCGGGUGAGGCAUUUUAAAAAUGAUUGUGCAUAAUGUUUGUACCUCUGCGCACAAAUACCAUUAAAUAUUUGGGGAUAGUUACUUGUGUAAAGCAUAACCUCUUUGUAACACUUGAUUUUACAGCACAGUGUUUUUCUAGCUGAUGUUGAGAUUGUCUAACUAUUAAAGCUCAAACUUGUGGUUUUGAACUAUUAUUUGGUCUUAUUGCACUAAAUUAUAUGAGGAAAUUUUACUAAUUGCUACAUACCAAGUCUCCUAAUCAUCUUUACAGACUUUUUUUUUCUGUUUCAGUCAAUUAAAGAUGAACUUUAUGAGUUUUUAUCGACAGGCUGCAGCAGUCCAGUCAUUUUGAGUUAAUAGGAUAGAUAGAUCAUUGUUGCAGUUCCUCAUCAUUAAAGAAAAUCUUGGCCUGACUAAACACAACCUAUGAAAGUAAAAAAGAUAAAUAUGCAGUGCAAUGUAAGGUGUUUGUGUUCAGGAUGCAGUCGCAGUACAUCACCAAACCUUCAAACCAAAAUUAGGACAUUUAGGGUGAAAGGAGAAGGGAUCAAAUGCUUUUACUGAGAUGAGAUGUUGUUUUUUUAAUGUUUGGCGCUGAGCCUUUCACUGUUAGACUUCUUAGUUUAAAGCUAAUUUACAAGUGUUUGGUUGUGUUUGAAGAGAGGUGAGCAUUUUAGAGCUUCAUUGUUGAUUCAUCAACCAAUGGUGAAGUAUUUUUUAACACUUAAAGUGUAGACGCAGUUUAUUUUUUGUAUGUGCAUUAUUCAGAAAUCUUCCAAUCUUCAACCUCUGCUCUGAUUGGUCCCAGAUGUUUUUCCACAGCACCAUAAAAUUCACAUUCACCAUGAAUUUCUAGUCUGGUGAAAUAUGUGUGUUUGACCAGGAAAUGCCAGCUUUGAGAUAUGCAGAAACACAGAAUGAAUACCAGAGUUCAGCUGUAUUUUUUCAGUGCUGUUAACAUAUUUAACAGUUGUGUCGGAGCUUAAUGAAGCAGUACAUCAAAGAUGUGUUAAAUAUGUUUAGAUGAGUUGUGUGAGGAUGAAAGAAACACAGAGGUUUAUUUAAGAAAGAAAGAAAACUUUACUAUCUGAAUGUGUGGAUUUCAAGACGGGUUUAUUGUAACGAGCUGUGGAUAACAUUUUCAGUGUUGCACAUUCUUAUUCAUUUAUCUUGACAAAUUUUAGUUUUGGAAGUUUUUGUCUCUUUACCAAAUCUCAAAGAGAGUCAAUAAAACAUAACCAGAAGUUCA
This is a messenger RNA of Salarias fasciatus (jewelled blenny), 4649 nucleotides long. It is a transcript of the gene abhd17ab, whose product is annotated as abhydrolase domain containing 17A, depalmitoylase b. NCBI's taxonomy places the organism in Eukaryota, Metazoa, Chordata, Actinopteri, Blenniiformes, Blenniidae. Gene Ontology annotation, cellular component: endosome membrane; plasma membrane. Gene Ontology annotation, molecular function: palmitoyl-(protein) hydrolase activity. Gene Ontology annotation, biological process: protein depalmitoylation; regulation of postsynapse organization. The record is from RefSeq and is a predicted model, not a curated record. The coding region runs from base 691 to 1650 and encodes 319 amino acids. The transcript is spliced from 5 exons.